Lepisosteus oculatus (spotted gar) is the source of this 2478-nucleotide messenger RNA. RefSeq names its product Kruppel like factor 3 (basic) (gene klf3). Gene Ontology annotation, biological process: regulation of transcription by RNA polymerase II. Gene Ontology annotation, molecular function: RNA polymerase II cis-regulatory region sequence-specific DNA binding; DNA-binding transcription factor activity, RNA polymerase II-specific. NCBI's taxonomy places the organism in Eukaryota, Metazoa, Chordata, Actinopteri, Semionotiformes, Lepisosteidae. The record is from RefSeq and is a predicted model, not a curated record.
UACCCUGCGUUUGUCAGCUCACACUGUUGCUGUUAACUACGUUCUUGUAUUUGGGAAAGUCCUUUGUGGUGACUUGCUCAUGCAGGAAAAGUCUCGCUUUGCUCUGGCUGCUGCCCCUUCCAGCUUUUAAAAAAAGUAAUAAUUUCUGUCUCGUUUCCGAAGGGAAAAAACAAGGCAGAUUCAUCGUGAGGGGUAGAGAGAAAUUUAAAACGAUCCUUUUCAAAUUUCAGAUCGACUGUGUGACUAAUUUCACUGAUGAUGCACAGUCCUCCUGUAGUCUGUGAGCUUCAAUGCCAGGUGGGUGACAUUGAGAAACUGCAGGACUGGGGCCGUGUUUAGAGAAGGGGUCCCGUAAUGGAGGACCCAGUGUGUGCCCAGGUUUUCAGUCCAGCAUAAUAUCCCGAAUCAGCUUCUUAUUGGCUUUUACUAACUUCUCUCAGGCCCUGAUUUCUAGUAUGUAAGCACCACGGUGGGGAAUUGAACAUGUCAUCUCCAAUGCUGUAGUUCAAUGGUGCGUACAAUCCAGUGCCACGCUUUUCCUUUUUGAGCUGGAAAUCGGCCGCUCUGUUGUGCGGCGGCGGUCGCUGCAAAAUGCGUUUUGCGCCGUGUACUGUCCACCGGAGUGAAACUUCCCUCCCUCCUUUCCCAGGGAAGGUAUUUGAGGCCAUGUAGCUCCUGCCAGCGCCCGUACCUGUAAACAGUUAAAGUUUUGGAUCAUUUUCUUUUUUCAAUCUCCCCCCCCGCUCCCCAAGUCUGUUCUCAUCACAGGCGGCAGGCAGGGCUCGGGGCUGAGACAGGAAACGAGGCAGCAGGCCUGCGUUGAUAACGCAGGGUAUUGUCUGAGGGAGCCCGCCUGCUGUUUACGGGUCCCUAAGGCUUUGGUGAGAGGAAGGGAGGCCAGACAGGAUGCCACACACACAAGUACCUCUCUCCACGCAGCAUGGAAACACCCGUCAGUUCUGCUGCGUUACGCCGCGCUGGGGGAGACUUUAUAAGCAGGACAACAGAAGAACAGAGUAGUUUACCGAGGCCAUACUGCUGAAUGGAGCGCACAAGGCAUCAGCCAGUGAAUAUGCUCAUGUAUGAUUAUCCAGUCAAGCCAGAGCCCAUGGAACCGUUUUUGAAUGGGCAGAGCUGUGCCCUGUGUGGGAAAACAAUGUGCCACAGUAUUUGCAUAGAAGUGGCAAAAUACACAGCAUUGUUUUCGAACUACCCGGCCUUGGUGAAGUCUCCAGCCGAGGGCUACAGUGUGAUAUUUCCCCCUCCCAGCAGACUGUACCAGCCCCUGGAUGGGCAGCCCUGCGGAGCCCAGUCAGAGCCGGUGGACCUGUCCGUCAGCAAGCGCGGCUCUCCGCUGUCCUCCAGGAGCUCCCCCUCCUCGCCGUACAGCCUGACCGUGCUGUCCGGCGGCAGCGGCUCAAGCCACAGGGCCAGCGCCUCCCCCUCCGGCUCGCCCCGCCGGCGGCCCUCGCCCGUCGUCUCGUCCUCCCCCCUGCCCAUGCCCUUCCCCACCGUCAUCACGCCCAUCCUGUCGGGCUCCGGCCUGGCCGGCCAGGGGGUGAUCCCGGUGCUCUCGCCCGUCAUGGUCCAGCCCCUGUCCGUUCUGUACUCUCCUCACCUCUCGCAGUCCAUCAUGGUGUCGUCCAUGAUGGACGAGAAAAUGCAGAGCCUGGCUGCUAAACAAGCCUCUUCCCUGAACGUGGGGGAAAUGUGUCACGAACUCCAUGACCUGAUGAAACCCAUCAAAGUGGAACCAAGGACGGAAUACAUUCAAGAGCCCUACAGUGAAGACGUCUCGUCUUCGGUCAUGAGCGUGAUGUCAAAAGAGAGCAACAACCCCUCGGUGAUCAUGCACUCCGGGAAACACCCCCUGCCAGUGGAGUCUCCGGACACUCUGAAGAAACGGCGCAUCCACAGGUGUGACUACGACGGCUGUAACAAGGUGUACACCAAGAGCUCUCACCUGAAGGCCCACCGGCGCACGCACACUGGGGAGAAACCAUACAAGUGCAUGUGGGAGGGCUGCACGUGGAAGUUUGCCCGUUCGGACGAGCUGACCAGGCACUUUCGGAAGCACACUGGCGUCAAACCUUUCCAGUGCCCAGACUGCGAGCGCAGCUUCUCGCGCUCUGACCACCUGGCACUCCACAAGAAGCGCCACUUACUCGUCUGAGACUCGUACAGACCACACACACACCCCCCCCGCCUCCCUCCAAAUGGUUCAGCUGGCUUGAACCAUCCUCAUUGUGCUUACAAGGCCUGUUCAGAGCUGGUCAGUCCAGCUAACACUCACAGUCUGCAGGCCACACAGAAAAUGGCUUAGUAUUUAUAAAACCUCGGGUCAGACCUACAUAAUGUGAAUUUUCUUUUUAUAAUAAUUUUAUAUAUAUAUAUUGUGGGGCUGAAUUAUUUUCAUUAUUGUGCAGCAAUAUAUUCAGGGUUAAUAUUUGUAGUCGUUGUGCCUGAAACCUCUGAGGA